GCUUGCUCUGAUUUCAGAACAAUGAUUGUAGCUUCUCUGCUUCCCAGCACCGGAAGUUCCAGUUGCAGAAGGAGUGUGUGUUCAGUGAGCAAUUUCUCCUAGUUGGGGAAGAUCGAAUGGUUGGUCUGUGGGAUCCAUCAAGUGCCAUACCACUCAACUGGUCAGAGGGCCACACAUGGAGUGUUGAGCUGGAUGUACGCGUCAAUUUGACGAUGCAAUACAGGUUUAUUCUUAAACGAAGCGCAGGAGAAAUCGUCUGGCGGCCUGGUCCAGACACAACUUUCAAGACAUGGGAAAGCAAUAGCAGUAUAGUGAUUGCUGAGGAUUGGGAAAAUGCUGGAGCUCAAAAAGUUAUUGAGAAGGAAGUUAUCAAUACUCCAGAUUUGGAGAUUGUUGUUGCUGUAAAUGUUUCUCAUAGAGGGGAGGAAUGA
This is a messenger RNA of Populus euphratica (Euphrates poplar), 431 nucleotides long. RefSeq lists its product as uncharacterized. Gene Ontology annotation, molecular function: starch binding. The coding region runs from base 117 to 431 and encodes 104 amino acids. The record is from RefSeq and is a predicted model, not a curated record. Gene Ontology annotation, cellular component: membrane. NCBI's taxonomy places the organism in Eukaryota, Viridiplantae, Streptophyta, Magnoliopsida, Malpighiales, Salicaceae. The transcript is spliced from 2 exons.